AUGACAGCACCACCAGCCAGGCAGUGGGGGGUCACCCCUCCCAUCUCUACUGCUCUACCUACCCCAGACGAACUUGCCGCCAAUGAUGAUUUGAUUUCCGAGUUGAAGGCGCAGAAUAAUUUCGAGAGUCCUGCGGAGACUGAACGAAGACAACAAGUCCUUCAACUGCUUCAACGCGUCGCCCUCGAGUUCGUCAAAGUCGUCAGCCGCAAGAAGGGUCUCUCCCCUGCAGCCGUGGAGGCAGCCGGAGGGAAGAUCCUCACAUACGGAAGUUAUCGCCUUGGUGUCUAUGGGCCGGGGUCGGAUAUCGAUACGCUGGUCGUCGGACCAAAGCAUGUUGUAAUCGACGAUUUCUUUUCUGAUUUCCCUCCCGUUCUUGAACGACUUGCUCCGCCCGGGGCCAUCGAGAAAAUGACUCCAGUUCCCGACGCCUUCGUCCCAAUUAUUAAAAUGGAGCUCUCGGGAAUCAGUAUCGAUCUGAUCUUUGCGCGCUUGAUCGUACCGUCCGUGCCUAUGAGUCUAGACUUGAAGAACAAUGAUUAUUUGCGGGGCUUGGACGAGAAAGAAGUUCGGUCGCUCAACGGAACUCGUGUCACCGACCAGAUCCUGGAGCUUGUACCUCAGCAGAAAACGUUCCGCCUGGCCUUGCGUGCCAUCAAACUUUGGGCACAGCAGCGAGCGAUUUACGCCAACGUUGUUGGGUUUCCCGGUGGCGUUGCUUGGGCAAUGCUUGUUGCAAGAGUGUGUCAACUAUACCCCCAGGCUACGGGAUCGGUUAUUGUUGGCAAGUUCUUCCGCAUCAUGACCAAGUGGGCUUGGCCUCAGCCUGUUUUACUGAAGCCGAUCGAAGAUGGCCCCCUACAAAUGAAAGUGUGGAAUCCGAAGAUCUACAACGGUGACCGAUUCCAUUUGAUGCCCAUCAUCACGCCGGCAUAUCCCUCCAUGUGCGCCACCCACAACGUUUCCGUGUCAACCAAAACUGUUAUUCUUCGCGAGUUACAGAGAGGUGGUGACAUUGUAGACAAAAUCUUCACAAAGCAACUUAACUGGAAUGAUCUGUUCAAACGACACACGUUCUUCACCCAGGACUACAAGUACUACCUCAGCAUCACGGCUUCUAGCAGGACCAAGGAGGCAGAGUCGGUUUGGUCCGGUCUUGUGGAAUCUAAAAUCCGCCACCUUGUUGGUGCCCUUGACAGGAAAGCGACGAUCGCCGUCGCCCACCCAUUUCCUAAAGGUUUCGAGAGGGUGCACAAAGUCUCUUCUGAGGAAGAAAUCGAGGCCGUUAAGACUGGUUCUACCAAAUAUCAGGAUAGAGAGAUCAAAACGGAGACUACCGAUGAGACCAAGGAUGCAGCCCAUGAAGCCGCUGCGCAAAAUGGUGCUGAAAACAGAGAGGUCCCGGCCACAGAAGAGAAAGCUGCAGAGGACACCCGAGUCAUGUACACGGCCACAUACUAUAUCGGGCUGGAGCUGAAACCACUCGAACCAGGUGCAUCACGAUCAUUGGACAUCUCGUCCGAUGCCCAGCUGUUCAAGUCUCUCUGCACUGCGUGGCCUGGAUAUCAGCCUGAGGUCAUGGAUGUGGCAAUCACCCAUGUUCGCAGUUUCGACUUACCCGACGAUGUAUUCCAACCCGGAGAGAAGAAACCUCUUCGCCCGAAGAAGAAGAUCAUCAAGAGAUCCGACGCAAGCGGCCAGAAGCGGACCAUCGAUUCACUGGACGACGCAUCCCACCCGGCUGCCAAGCGUCAAGUCACCUCCAACGGCGUCUCCAAUGGGGUGGCUAGCGCUGCCUCCACGCCCGCGUGA
Molecule: messenger RNA, 1812 nt
Organism: Aspergillus homomorphus CBS 101889
Lineage: Eukaryota; Fungi; Ascomycota; Eurotiomycetes; Eurotiales; Aspergillaceae
Product: polynucleotide adenylyltransferase
Exons: 8
Coding region: 1-1812 (603 amino acids)
Cellular component (GO): nucleus
Molecular function (GO): poly(A) RNA polymerase activity; RNA binding
Source: RefSeq, a predicted model, not a curated record